AUGAUUGAAGAUUGUGGGAAAAGAGGAAAUACCAUGGCAGAAAGAAGGCAGCUGUUUGCAGAAAUGCGGGCUCAAGAUCUGGAUCGCAUUCGCUUAUCCACCUACAGAACAGCAUGCAAGCUCAGAUUUGUUCAGAAGAAAUGCAACUUACACCUGGUGGACAUCUGGAAUGUGAUUGAAGCACUGCGAGAAAAUGCCCUUAAUAACCUGGACCCCAACAUAGAGCUCAACGUGGCUCGCCUCGAGGCUGUGAUUUCAACUAUUUUCUACCAGCUCAACAAAAGGAUGCCAACCACCCACCAGAUCAACGUGGAGCAAUCUAUCAGCCUGCUGCUCAACUUCUUGCUAGCAGCCUUUGAUCCGGAAGGACAUGGUAAAAUUUCCGUUUUUGCUGUCAAAAUGGCCUUGGCGACUCUUUGUGGAGGAAAGAUCAUGGACAAAUUAAGAUAUAUUUUCUCAAUGAUUUCAGACUCCAGCGGAGUGAUGGUUUAUGGCAAAUACGACCUGUUUCUGCGAGAGGUUCUCAAGCUGCCCACUGCUGUUUUCGAAGGGCCUUCGUUUGGUUAUACUGAGCAAUCAGCAAAGUCCUGCUUCUCACAACAGAAAAAGGUCACAUUAAACACCUUCUUGGAUACUCUCAUGUCUGAUCCCCCGCCACAGUGUCUAGUGUGGUUACCACUUCUGCAUCGACUGGCAAAUGUUGAAAAUGUCUUCCACCCCGUGGAGUGCUCGUACUGCCACAGCGAGAGCAUGAUGGGCUUUCGCUACCGCUGCCAGCAGUGCCACAAUUACCAGCUCUGCCAGGACUGCUUCUGGAGAGGCCACGCCAGCGGUUCCCACAGCAACCAGCACCAGAUGAAGGAGUACACGUCAUGGAAAUCACCUGCUAAGAAGCUAACUAAUGCACUUAGCAAGUCUUUAAGCUGUGCUUCCAGCCGUGAACCUUUGCACCCAAUGUUCCCUGACCAGCCUGAAAAACCUCUAAACCUGGCUCAUAUUGUGCCCCCCCGACCUGUAACCAGCAUGAACGAUACGCUCUUCUCCCACUCUGUUCCCUCAGGAAGUCCUUUUGCAAACCGAAGGUUACUUGGGGGUGUAAAUGCAGCCAGUCCUGUGGCUGAUGAGCACUCUCUUAUAAAGCUGUAUGUAAAUCAGCUUCACAACAAUCCACGGUUACAGUACAGGCUCGAUGUUGCAGACAGGCUGGCCGAUGAACAUGUACUCAUCGGGUUGUAUGUCAACAUGCUCCAGAGCAACCCCGCACGCAUGCUCGACAGCGCAAGUCGUCUGGAUGAAGAGCACAAGCUGAUCGCCAGGUAUGCAGCAAGGCUGGCAGCAGAAGCUUCUUCAUCACAGCAGCAGGGACAGCAGAGAGGAGCCUCAGAUAUCUCCUUCACCAUUGAUGCAAAUAAGCAACAAAGGCAGCUGAUUGCAGAGCUUGAGAACAAAAACCGAGAAAUCCUUCAGGAGAUCCAGAGACUGCGACUUGAACAUGAGCAGGCAUCUCAGCCCACCCCAGAGAAGGCYCAGCAAAAUCCCACUCUCCUUGCAGAGCUCCGGCUCCUCAGACAGCGGAAGGAUGAGCUGGAACAGAGGAUGUCUGCUCUCCAGGAAAGCCGGAGGGARCUUAUGGUUCAAUUAGAAGGCCUCAUGAAACUACUGAAGAGCCAAGGGGCAGGCUCGCCUCGUUCCUCACCCAGCCACACCAUCAGCCGACCUAUUCCCAUGCCCAUCAGGUCCGCGUCUGCCUGCUCCACACCGACCCACACGCCUCAGGACUCGCUGACCGGGGUGGGAGGAGAUGUGCAGGAAGCCUUYGCACAAAGUGCAAGACGGAACUUAAGAAAUGAUUUGCUGGUGGCAGCAGAUUCAAUCACYAACACCAUGUCAUCUUUGGUAAAGGAGUUAAAUUCUGAAGUGGGCAGUGAGACAGAAAGCAACGUGGAUUCGGAAUUUGGACGGACACAUUUUGAUGAUCUUGUUCCAUCGCCGACCUCGGAGAAGGCUUUCCUGGCCCAGAUCCAUGCCCGCAAGCCCGGGUACCUCCACAGCGCUGCUGCCACCGGGUCCAUGCGCAGUGACAUGGUUACAGAAGAUGGAGACCCCUAUGUCAGAGCAGAUGAUGAAAAUUAUGAGAAUGACUCUGUCCGCCAGCUGGAGAAUGAACUGAAGAUGGAGGAAUACCUGAAGCAGAAGCUGCAGGAUGAGGCAUACCAGGUCAGUUUGCAAAGUUGAGUGCAAUAUUCUUCUCUCUCUCCUCUCAAGCAAGCUGCAGCCAGACAGACAACGAGAGCUACGUAAGAACUGAUGACGAGGAGAGCUGCUUUCGGACAGACGACGAAGAAAACUCCGCUGCAAACUUCACAGACGAGUGGAACCAACAGGUGCAGCGUCUCUUGACAAAAAAAUCAAACAACUAAGUUCUGAGGACUGUAGCACAGUACUUUUGUUCUAAGAGUUGUAGUUUGUAGAUGUGUGUUUUGACAAAAAGACUUUUGUUUAAAGCUAACUUAUAUUAGCUACAUCUGCUGUAACAUGACUCAUUACCAGUGAAGAACACAGACUGAAGUAGGUACUGCUGUUACAAUAAAUGGCAGUAUUAAUAACUCACAUAAACCCUUUGCACAUGAUAUUGAACCUGUUCAGUUUACAAUGACAAUACUGUUUAUAGAUAGAAAAUUGAUUUCUGAAUACUUUGAGAUUUUAGUAGACCAGUUUACUAUACACUGUACAUUUUUUUCCACAGAAAAGAUAAAAAGCUACAAUUAUGCAUUUAACACUGAAUGAUUAUACUCCUGAGUGUAUAUAUCUAGUAGCCCAAAAACAAAGUUCCAGACUGUAUUUGCAAUUUGUUUGCAAGUCUUUUAAUAGACUUAUACAAAAUGUACUAAAAUGAUAAUAAUAUAGUUAACRAUAGUAAUAAAAAGCCUCUCUAAUUUAGGGCUAAUGUGUAACUUAGGAAUGUUUUCUUUCAAAAUAAUCUAACAAAUCAGCCAUAGAAGUUAGUGUAAAUAUUUUUUYUUUUCCAAAUAGAUAUCAUAUACAAAAGGUGACAUUCAAAUGAUAUAGAAUCUAGUUUUUAAAUCAGCACAGAUCUUCUUAAAAACUGUGAACUAUGUUUUGAAAUACUCGUUGCUAAAGCUGUUUAUAAACCACAGGUGCCAUAAGAUCCCUGAACUGACUGAUGUUAUGUAUAAUCUUCCAUGGAAUUGUUUCAUUGAUGUUUUAGCUUUAGUAAGCAUGUGUUCAACAAAUCGGCUCUUUCCAUUCCCCUGCCCCUCCGACUCUCUCCUUCUUCAUGUUAUUUUUGAGGCCUUCAGCUUUAAAUGUACAGGCUUAAAGUGCGCUUGCGACUCUUUUCUUUCUUAUUUCCGAAUGUGUAUUGCCUUAGCCAGCCACCAGAUGUUCUGCAUGCACUCUUGGAAAUGUGUAGUGAGACUCUCUUUCAGAGCUGAAUGGAGAAUUAGCUAUCCGUGAAAAGCACAAGAAGAGCGGUGGAUUUUUGCGAAAGAACAGGCAUACAGUCACAGAAUUGGAGUUUUGCCCCUUUUAGUAACUUCUGAGCAUAGCAGAAUUUCCGGAGAAAGGGGACUAAUCUGACCRUUUUGGGUUAUGCAGUGAGCCUGCUAGCUGAAAGGUGUUUGCUCUGCUCCUGCUACAGAUGUGCAGGUAGUUCUGAGCAGGGGCUGACACAAAACAGCUGGGAUGUCCUCCACGCAGGUUGUUGCUUGGAAAUUAGGAUUGUGGCUGCACUGGCACGCGGCGAAAUUCGAGCUGGUCCAGGUACGUUAGGGGUGGAAUUAGAGCUAGGCCAGAAGCAGGACAGCAGCGCCAGGGCCAUGUUCUGUGCUGGCUGCACGGCCCUGCUGAGGAGCACACGGUGUUACCUUGGGACCCGCUCUGUGCUAAGGUAAUAUUGCUGCACUAAGGUAAUWUUACGGCCUCCAGUCCCUGGGUUACCUGAGGUGACCCUGCCUGGCAGCCCUGAAGACUCUAGCGUUUCAUGCAGAUAUUCCAGCAGCACAGUCUACCUACAGCGAGGGACGAGCUGCUCAUCCCAAGCAGGUUAAARUGUUGGUCUGUCCUCUGUUUCUUGGUUACAUACAUUGUAGGAUGUAUGCUGCCAUGUUUACAUUGCUAUUUGGCUCAACCCAGCAAUUUCACYUGCCGCCGCACGUGUUCUCAACGCUCUUGACUGUUUCCCCAGGYACUACGUGUUAGGGAAUGAAUAUCUGUAUGAAAGAGCUACCAUUUUUCACUUUCAUAUUGUAUUACUACUUAUGCAAGUCUGUUGUCCACAUCUCCAUGCAUAUCUGAGCGUGGUCUCAGGCAUCCAAAUUGAUGCUAAAGCAUCCGGAUAUCUUCAUGUAAGCCUUCCAUCCUCGCAGUCACUGGUCUUUGCUUCUGGGGUAGGUGCCAUCCUGGCACCGAAUCCUCUGAUGCCCUCUCCUACAACCUCCUCUCAGGAAUGAGUGAGCCUCCACUAGUGCCUAGCACUCCGCUUAAACCCCCUGCAGCGAAGCCGUAGAUGUUGCUGUCAGCUCAGGAUUCCUGUCAAGCAUUUCCUGAAAAACAAACAAACAAAAAGACCCCGAGAACACGGCUACAUGCACGGGCUGACGAGCUCAACCUGUGUCGUGUCUAACUGUACCCAAAGGAAUAACUCCCUUCCAUCAUCCUAAUGUCUGUGCRCGCAUUAUCACUAUGCUUAAAAUAGAUGCAGUAGAAAUAAAUCCGUUGCAAGGGCUUCUGGACUAGGAGUAAUGAAAAGAGCUGGUAGAUCAAGUGCUUUUCUCCCAGACUGGUGUCAGCAAGGUAGUUCCCAACAGAGACCUGGGUCCCUGGUGCCCUGGAGCUCUGAGAAGAAGCACCUCUUACUCGGCUCUCCCAAUAUCUAUUUUAAGCAUUUCCCACCUGUUAAGCUGCCUACAUUUUAGGCCAGCUGGUCUUCGUCUGCUUGUCGCAUAUUAUUUUGGUUGUGGUUUGUGGUCAUUGAAGCAGUUAUGGAAGAGGUCCCUGGUACAGGCCUUUUCCUAGCUACGAAUGGCUCACCACGGCAGUCAAAACUCCGGGUGGUUUAAUGUCCCUGGAGGGAAAUCAGUGGUUUGGAAUCAGGAGACAGGGAUGUGAAGAUGUAUAGGGUUCUUGAAUGUCCAAAGCAAAGGUGAAGAAUGGGUUGUCUGUAAGUAGUAAUGUUAACUAAACUGCAUUAAAAGGUGUGUGGCCUUUGUUGUGAUAUAAUAUGUAUUUUCUUAUAUGCAUGAGCCAAAUUGUUGCAUCAUAAUUUAUCAUAAAUGUGUCUGCCUUUACUUUUGGUCAUCUUCUCCCAUCCUUAUUGGUUCUUGGCAAUUACUGUAGAUAGACCUUGUAAAUAUUGCAACCUCAGGUUGCUGUAAUCACGUUGGUUCAAUUCAGCAGCCGGAGCUGUGAACAGCAAGCUCCACUGUGUCC
Messenger RNA from Nothoprocta perdicaria, 5451 nucleotides. RefSeq names its product dystrobrevin alpha (gene DTNA). Gene Ontology annotation, cellular component: plasma membrane; synapse. Gene Ontology annotation, biological process: synaptic signaling. Lineage: Eukaryota; Metazoa; Chordata; Aves; Tinamiformes; Tinamidae. The record is from RefSeq and is a predicted model, not a curated record. Bases 1 to 2235 code for a protein of 744 amino acids. The transcript is spliced from 21 exons. Gene Ontology annotation, molecular function: zinc ion binding.